UGUAGGACACCCGCUCCGCUGAGAUAUUAUUCAGAAGUUCAGUGGUGCAGAGUCUCAAAAACUCAGAGACAACAUGAAAGCUGUCGUAGCCUUCUUGCUGGUGCUGUGUAGCCUGGCUGUCAGUCAUGGUACUAGUCGUGUUCCUAACGCUCGUCCUUCUACUCAGCCUCCUAGACGUCCUCAUGUUCGUCCUCUUCCUCGUCCUGUCGGAUGGAACUGCAGGGAGGGUCCUCGGCUGUAUGGCGCCAUGCAGAUUGAUGCUGGAAUGGGACAAGUGGUUGUAGCAGACAAGUACAAACGGACGUACUUCCUCAGUGGACUUGCCUUGUACAGACUGGGCAGAAUGGGCAUGAAGCAUGUCUCAGUGGGAGCUGGGGGAGUGUGGGGAAGUUGCCACGCCAACAAGGUGUACAAAUAUGUAGCUGGAGACUUCAGCCUUGCCAAAGGUCUGUCUAUGUACCAGGUGGAUGCUGGCGGUGAUGGUCAGAUUGUUGGAGUAGGAUCCGGCAGCUAUAACACCUACUGUCUGAAGGAGAAGACAGCUUUGGACUACUGUGGACGAGGCACCCUGAGCUGGAGUUACCUCUCAAGAAAGAUGAUGUACUACAGCUGUGGCUCAAAGUGGGGAUGCUGGGGAGUCGACAAACGUUACAGGAUCUGGGUCACAAAGAAUAUAUCACCAACCAACUGCCGCACUAGUGGCUGGACAGCUGUGUCAGGGCCAAGAAUGAAAAUGAUUGAAGUGUCGUCAGACGGAAAAGUUUUUGGCGUGACUACAACUGGCAAGAUCUACCAAAGAGCUGGCAUCACCAACCGUCGCAGACAAGGCACACGCUGGCUUUACGUCCCAAUGUGCAUGCCCGUCAGACACGUGUCCUACGACCUGCGCAAUCUUUGGAUUGUGACCACCUCUGGUUUGAUCAUGAAGUGCUCACACUAAUGUCAUCAGUCUGUCUUGGCUGUCAUCCAUUCAAAGUUCUUCAUUUUCUAUUAAAUCAUUCAGUGCACACAGUUAAUAAAUGAUUAGCAUUUGAUUUUUUUCUACAGUGUUAAAUCUCUGCUGUAACUGUCAUGUCUGAAUAAUCUCACGCAUGUUUAACGUCUUCCUGCCAGUUGGUGGACUUUCUGCUAAAUGAUUCUUAAUAAAUGAUAAUUGAAGCAAUUUCA
This is a messenger RNA of Hippoglossus stenolepis (Pacific halibut), 1167 nucleotides long. Its product is annotated as fish-egg lectin-like. The transcript is spliced from 5 exons. NCBI's taxonomy places the organism in Eukaryota, Metazoa, Chordata, Actinopteri, Pleuronectiformes, Pleuronectidae. The coding region runs from base 74 to 940 and encodes 288 amino acids. The record is from RefSeq and is a predicted model, not a curated record.